Microthlaspi erraticum is the source of this 918-nucleotide messenger RNA. NCBI's taxonomy places the organism in Eukaryota, Viridiplantae, Streptophyta, Magnoliopsida, Brassicales, Brassicaceae. The record is from the annotation of a GenBank genome assembly.
AUGCAAGAUGAUUUCAUUCACGGUGUUCUUCCAAAACCUGCGAGUGGUAGCCCGGAUUUGGAGAAUUGGUUAACGGUCAACUCCAUGAUCGUUGGCUGGAUUAGGUCUUCGAUAGAACCUAAAGUACGUUCGACGGUGUCGUAUAUCACGGAUGCUCAUCUCCUGUGGACUGAGCUUAAGGAACGUUUCUCAGUGGGGAAUAAAGUUCGUAUACACCAAAUCAAGUCUCAACUUGCGUCAUGUAAGCAGGACGGUCAAACUGUUUUGGAGUAUUAUGGUCGUCUUGCUAUGUUGUGGAAGGAACUACAAACUUAUCAGCCGGUGAUUUCGUGCUCUUGUGGAGCAGCUGGCGUACUUGCCAAAGAAAAAGAAGAAGAAAAGCUGCACCAAUUUGUUAUGGGAUUGGACGAUGCUCGGUUUGGUGGUUUGUGUACGAGCAUCGUAGCUUCUGAUCCUUUGCCUAGUCUUGGUGAAGUCUAUGCAAAGAUUGUGCGAGAAGAGCAACGUUUGACAUCAGCGAAAGCUCGCGAGCAACAGCAAGAGGCGAUCGGAUUUGUCGCUCGCCGAGAAGAGGUCCUUGCUCCUGUUCGUCCUAGCCAAACUGAGACACGUUCAGACUCAGCUAAUUCUGUUCGUCGUGAUCGCAAUGCUCUCUGCAGUCAUUGUGGACGUACCGGUCAUGACAAGAAGGAAUGUUGGCAGUUAGUUGGCUUUCCCGAGUGGUGGUUGGACAGAAACAAGAAUCUAAGUGGAGGUCGUGGAAGAGGAGGAGGUCGCAAUGGUUACAACAACCCUGGUCGUGGUCGUGGUCAGGCCAAUGCUGCACACGCCACAAGUUCCAACGCUUCUUCUUUUCCGGAGUUUACAGCCGACCAAGUGGAAGGCUCUAUCCAAGUUGAUUCAAGAGAAGUCUGGUGA